CAGAAUGUGACUGUAGAGUUUCUGGACUUCCAUGGGAGAGUCCACUGGCUGGCCGGAGCUGGCAACACCAACCAUACCCACUACUCUGUAGAGAUGCAAGUAUUCGGCAACCCCGUUGCCAUGGCGUGCCCCCUGGACAUUCCGCUGGAUGACCUUUUAAAGAAUUACAACGUCAGAGUGAGGGCGGAGCUGGAAGAGCAGGCGUCAGAAUGGACAUACCUGGAGCACACAGUACAGCCCUACUCAAACACAGUGUUGAGUGCCCCAGGUCUGAAGUUGUGGGUGGAGAACCAGAGUCUAUGUGUCGAGCUUCAACAUCCUGCUCAGAACAUCUUCAAAUUAUACAACAUCACACUGCUGAAGAAUGUUCAGGAACACAACGCCACGGUUAUGUCAGACAUUGAGUCGGGCUCAAAGAGAGUGUUCUCCCAUCUCAGUCCAGACCACACCUACUGCCUCUUGGCCUCAGCCAAUCACUACAGCCUACGCCGUCACAUGACUGCUCAGGGGUGUGUCAACCUGACGAGACACAGGCCAGAUACACAAGGUCAGCAGAGAUUGGUGGGCAUGGCUGUGGGCGUGUUCCUGCUUCUGGCUGUUCUGAUUGGUCCGAUCGCUGUGACACGCUAUGUCCUGAAGAGCACAGACCCCCACCCCACAGCUCUGGGUGUGUGUGUGCGUUCAGCAGGGUGCAUGGUGACUCCGGAACAGGUGGUGUGUCUCCCAGUGAUGUGUGGGACU
Oncorhynchus keta (chum salmon) is the source of this 741-nucleotide messenger RNA. RefSeq lists its product as uncharacterized. Gene Ontology annotation, molecular function: protein binding. The annotation marks the transcript as partial. NCBI's taxonomy places the organism in Eukaryota, Metazoa, Chordata, Actinopteri, Salmoniformes, Salmonidae. The transcript is spliced from 6 exons. The record is from RefSeq and is a predicted model, not a curated record.